Molecule: messenger RNA, 1191 nt
Organism: Oryctolagus cuniculus (rabbit)
Lineage: Eukaryota; Metazoa; Chordata; Mammalia; Lagomorpha; Leporidae
Gene: AIMP1
Product: aminoacyl tRNA synthetase complex interacting multifunctional protein 1
Molecular function (GO): tRNA binding
Source: RefSeq, a predicted model, not a curated record
GUGCAGGAAGGUCACAACAGAAUGCGGAGUUGAAUUUCUGGGCUAUUCAGGCACUUAACGGGGACACCUCGUUGGGUCCUUUUUCACUGCCACGUGUGGGAGAGGCUUGUCGCAGCCUGCUCCCGGCUGAAGCUGCUGCGGAGCCCCUGUCCACUGCUUCAUGUUUUUCUGCCGUUUCAUGGCAAAAAUGGCAACUAACGAUGCAGUUCUGAAGAGACUGGAACAGAAGGGUGCUGAGGCAGAUCAGAUCAUUGAGUAUCUUAAGCAGCAAGUUUCACUUCUUAAGGAGAAAGCAAUUCUGCAGGCCACUUUGCGAGAAGAGAAGAAACUUCGAGUUGAAAAUGCAAAACUGAAGAAAGAAAUUGAAGAACUGAAGCAGGAGCUAAUUCAGGCAGAAAUUCAAAAUGGGGUGAAGCAAAUACCAUUCCCUUCUGGCACUCCACUGCAACCCAAUUCAGCAGCACCUGAAAAUGUGAUCGAAUCAACACCAGUAACAGCUGUGUCUUCUGGUGCCAAAGAACUGAUAAAAGGAGGAGAAGAAAAGAAGAUGAAAGAAAAAAUUGAAAAGAAAGGAGAGAAGAAGGAGAAAAAACAGCAAGCAGUAACAGGAAGUGCUGACUCUAAGCCAAUAGAUGUUUCCCGUCUGGAUCUCCGAAUUGGUUGCAUCAUUACUGCCAGAAAACACCCUGAUGCAGAUUCUUUGUAUGUUGAAGAAAUAGAUGUUGGAGAAUCAGCACCGAGAACAGUUGUCAGUGGCCUGGUGAAUCAUGUUCCUCUCGAUCAGAUGCAAAAUCGGAUGGUGGUUUUACUUUGUAACCUGAAGCCUGCAAAGAUGAGGGGAGUAAUCUCGCAAGCAAUGGUGAUGUGUGCUAGUUCACCAGAGAAAGUUGAAAUCUUGGCUCCGCCUAAUGGGUCUGUACCUGGAGACAGGAUUACUUUUGAUGGCUUCCCAGGAGAGCCUGAUAAGGAGCUGAAUCCUAAGAAGAAGAUUUGGGAGCAGAUCCAGCCUGAUCUUUACACUAACAAUGAAUGUGUGGCCACAUACAAAGGAAGUCCCUUUGAAGUGAAAGGGAAAGGAGUGUGCAGGGCUCAGACCAUGAGCAACAGUGGAAUCAAAUAAAAUACUUCCCUAACUGAAAUAUACUGGAGGGAACUUUAAUAAUAAUAAAAAGUACUAUGUUUGUCACUAGA